Cyprinus carpio (common carp) is the source of this 1860-nucleotide messenger RNA. Its product is annotated as adrenocortical dysplasia protein homolog. Gene Ontology annotation, cellular component: chromosome, telomeric region; shelterin complex; telomerase holoenzyme complex. The record is from RefSeq and is a predicted model, not a curated record. Gene Ontology annotation, molecular function: telomeric repeat DNA binding. NCBI's taxonomy places the organism in Eukaryota, Metazoa, Chordata, Actinopteri, Cypriniformes, Cyprinidae. Gene Ontology annotation, biological process: telomere capping; telomere maintenance via telomerase.
UGAAUGUGGCGGAACUCAAAUCGCCAGGAGUAUUUUUCUACACGGAAUGAAAAUAUAGCAUCAAUGUUCAAUAAGGAGGCGCGAAGACUUCAAUGCUUUGAUAAACUAAUUUAUUGUAUUUACACAAGUGGACAGUAACAUAUACACACCAUGAAUCCACCAAAGAUAAAACGUCGCCGAAUGGCCGAGCUGGAGCCAUGGAUCGAGAAACUCAUCCAAAACUACGGCCAAAGCCAGUGCGAAACGACUGUGAAAGCAAACGUUGUCGGCGUGUGUGAUAUCUCAGACUCGCAGCGGAUGGAGCACACGGAUGUCUGUAUGCUGUUCAUGUCUGAUGGGAGCGCUGUCAUCCCCGCGGUGCUGAGCGACGCCGCGUGGGAGCGUCUGCAGGACUUGGAGGAGAUGGAGUCUUUCACAGGCCUGCACAAUGCUAUAGUGUAUGUACGCAGCUUUGAGCUGAAAUUCGACAUGAACCCUGAUCUGGCAUCUUGCCAGUUUUACUUAAAAGUCAAUCAAAUGAACACCAUAUGCAUCGCCUCAAAGCACCAACACCCCCCUAGCUGUACAACUCUCCCAUCAGUCAGAGAUCAGAUCAUAAAGACGUGGAGAUCCCACAGGGAGGGUUCAGUAAGUUCAGCCUCUGGGGUCUCACUCUCAUCUCUGUUGGACGUGUGGCACAAUGACAUUAUAAUAAAUAUACUGAAUGAUGCAACGGAGAAAAUAACCAUGUCUGCAACAUAUUGUCCAAGUGUGGCGACACCUACUCACUGGCACCGAGAGAGGCUCCACUGGAGGGGACAGGAGCAGUUCAUUGUCCCCGUGCCUUUUCUUCUCAUCCCGGAGGAACAGAGGGAGCUGAUGACAGAUGAUCCCAUGUGCGCAGUUGCAGAUAGUGAGAGUGAGACACCAAAUGACUUGGCCCCGCCCCCUGUAGAAUCACAUCCAACCAGCGCAUCGAGUGCAAACCAAACAAUGGCUGCUCAGGACGGUAUAAGUGGCUCAUGUCCAGAAGAAGGACAGUCUACUCUGGAACACACAAGACCAGAGGUUUUGUGUGGAACGGGGGAGCUGUCUGGGGAUGGAGAGAGCCCAUGGGAUAUGUUCACACAAGAGCCGGCUCUAUUAGGUAGAUGUUCCACCUCAGACUCCAAUGAACAAGAAAGUCAAUCGCUUUUAAAGGAAGUUCCCCCGCUGCCUGUAGCAACAAGCACCCAAGCCCAAAUCUCAAAGCAGAUCUCAGGAGCGAUGUCAGUGGACGGCAUUACGCUCAGUCAGAGACCAAAACUGACCCAGUUUAGUCCGUCCCACUCGAGCGAUAAGUCUUUCAGAGACCCCAGUCAGGAGCAAGACAAAGAGUGUGCGCUGAGUCCUCCCUCGUGGCUCGUCCAUAAUACAGCCCCACCCUCUGAACAGAGGCCCCUAGCGUCUCCACCCGCCGGGCCGAAGCCCUCAGCUUCUCCACCCACCAAACCCAGGAAAAAAUGUAGCUACAUUGUCCCAGCUUCCCUGUUGCAGGUGCACUCAGAUGGAACGCCUUUUUCCUAUUUGUAUCAUCCACAGCCUCAGCUUGCGACAGCCCUCAGUCACUUCCAAAUCCCAGGGCAUCUGAUACAGUGGGCAGUGCGUUAUCUGGGGACCUCUGACUGUGGAGAUGUCAGCGCUGAAACUGGUUCAUAAGCAGUUACCUCAAAUGACAUGCUGUAGUUUUAUUUGUGUGUGUGUGUGUUUAAAUAUUAGUCCAUAUGUAGUACAAAAAAAGGUAUAUUUUUUAUAAAACCCUACUGUUAAUGGAUGCUGCUGUCUUAAGUGUAAAGUAAUUCAGUUGUGUCUAUUAUAAUAAAUGUUAAUAUACAAAUAUUA